Molecule: messenger RNA, 1136 nt
Organism: Helianthus annuus (common sunflower)
Lineage: Eukaryota; Viridiplantae; Streptophyta; Magnoliopsida; Asterales; Asteraceae
Product: constitutive photomorphogenesis protein 10
Exons: 5
Coding region: 151-654 (167 amino acids)
Biological process (GO): protein polyubiquitination
Cellular component (GO): nucleus
Molecular function (GO): ubiquitin conjugating enzyme activity
Source: RefSeq, a predicted model, not a curated record
AAAUACCAAAAUUGCAGUUUAAAAAAAAGGGGCUAAUCCUUAUCUCAGAAUCCAGAAAAACACGUAAGCAGCGUCAUACGGCUAAAAACUGAAAACAAGGAGCUCGGCUGAUUCAGAUCUUGGCGCGGCUUCUUGAUCGGCCGGUGCUCGAUGAACAGUGGGAGUUUGAGUGGCGGUCGGUCAUGGCCGUCACGAACAUCUUUAACCUCAUCGGGAAAGAGGAUACAAAAGGAAAUGUCAGAACUCAACACGGACCCACCUGUAGACUGCUCCGCGGGUCCCAAAGGCGAUAACCUCUAUCACUGGGUCGCCACUCUCUUUGGUCCACAAGGAACACCUUAUGAAGGCGGAAUAUACUUUCUUGACAUAACGUUUCCAGCUAAUUAUCCUUAUAAGCCUCCAAAGGUUGUGUUCAAAACGCGUAUAUAUCAUUGCAAUGUUGAUUCAAGUGGCAAUGUUGGCUUGGAUAUCCUUGACGAAAACAGUUGGAGUCCCGCUUCAACGAUUUCAAAGGUGCUACAUGAUUUGAGAUCGAUCUUUACAAACCCGAACCCGUAUAAACCGCAAGUGCCAGGAAUUGCUCACUUGUUCUUGGUGGAUAGAGUUAAGCAUGAUGCACUUGCAGCUGAAUGGACUCAAAGAUUUGCAAAGUAGAAGUCGAGCAUUUAAGAAACUCAUAGUUUGUAGGUAUGAAUGUAUAAAGAGUAAAUUACUUUUUGAGUCCCUCUGUUUUAUUGGUUUUAACCACUUGAGUCCAAAAUUAAAAAGUUUAACGCCUUGAGUCCCUAGCCAUUUAUUUUAUAACGUUUUAAGUCCAAUUUUGUUAAUUUUAUAACGAUUUGAGUCCAAAAAAUUGGACUCAAAAUAUUAAAAUUUGGACUCAAAAGGACUCAAAUGGUUAAUAAAAAUGCUUAUAGGGACUCAGGUCGUUAAACUUUUUGCUUUUGAACUCAACUAGUUAAAACCACUAAAACAUAGGGACUCAAAAAAUAAUUUACCCAUGUAUAAAAAUCAGCAUUGCUUGAUGAGUUUCUUGUAUAUGUAUGAGUAAAUUACAUGAAUGGUUUGCGGUUAGGCCAUGUUGUAACUUUAGUUAUUCUUGUUAUUAAAACCGCAUAAGUUGCCAUUUUUCCGUG